Messenger RNA from Anoplopoma fimbria (sablefish), 3050 nucleotides. RefSeq names its product spermatogenesis associated 2 (gene spata2). Gene Ontology annotation, cellular component: cytoplasm. Lineage: Eukaryota; Metazoa; Chordata; Actinopteri; Perciformes; Anoplopomatidae. Gene Ontology annotation, biological process: regulation of necroptotic process; protein linear deubiquitination; regulation of tumor necrosis factor-mediated signaling pathway. The record is from RefSeq and is a predicted model, not a curated record.
GCAUGCGCAGUGAGACGAUGGGAAUUUCCAACAGCUGAGGAGGCGUAGCUAGCCGCGGCUAGCUCUCGUUACAGCUUGGAGCCGGCUCAGAACAACCCCACCAUCACGACUGUGGCUCCACCAUGAGUGACCUUGAGCUCUGCACGCCAGGAAUGGAAUAAAAACACAACGCUUCGUUAGCAGAGCGUGAAAGCAAGAAGCUCCUCCUGACGUCACCGUAGACCUGAUUGUCCUGAAACGAGUCGGGCGCCGAGCCAACGCCAGAGAUGCCCGUGAGAAGGCGUCCCAACGGGCUGCAGCCUAGCGACGCCAACUGAAAGGACCACGACGACCGCGUCUCUUUUGUUAGAAGGAUGUGCUGCUGAUUGGAUGCAAAAUCUCAUUCCUCUCCCACCUCUCCGAAACGUUAUUAACGUUGGAACGUGUGCCAAGCGUUCGCAGUGAAUCAUGGUGACCAAAAAUGGGGCUUGAAUGUGGCACCCUGACGCGGAGUAUGCUCAAAGGGGUGAGGCUCUCUCAGAAAAGUAGAACAGCCGACUGAUAGUCCGCUGCCGAUAAUGGAUGCCAAGUUAAAAGAGGACCUGUUUCGAAGGUAUGUGACGCUGCUGGAGAGGCGUCUGGAGGGCGGAGGGGACUGCACGGGGAUUGCAACGUCACCAGAGGGGGACAGGUGGAGGCACAAGGACAGCGAGGCCCUGCUCUCCACGGCUACGGCUCUGCUGGGGGCCUACCAGCCUGAUCCGGGGCAGCGUUUCCGGAUGGUGCGUUUCUAUGAAGUGGUGGAUAAUUCCCUCCGCUGUCAGAGAGGGGGCAACAUCAGGAGCCUGGAGAGAGCCUUCCACACCUUGGAAACCAUAGUCACCAACCUCCUGCUCUUCCCCUGGAAGAAGGAGUUCAGAUCUAUCAAAACCUUCACUGGCCCGUAUGUGUACCAUCUGCAGUCCGCCAUCUCUGAUGCCGAGCUCCGAACUCUAAUGCGCACCAUCGGCUACGCCUGUGACCACGAUUCGCAGUUCCAUUUGCAGGAGCACCCGGGAGGCACCAAUCAUCUGCGGCAGCUGGCGUUCGAGCUCUUCCUGGCCCAGGCGGAGUGUCGUCUUCUGGGAGAGGUAGUGGCUCUGGCGCGCGGUUCCGCCUCGGAGCUGGAAGCCCUGGAACUCCGCAAAGGCUGCCGAGACGACGCAGCCGGCUGCGCGGAGGCGCUGCGCAGACGCGACAGCCUCGCGGACAUGGCUCGGCUGUCCGUGCGGCCGCUGGACAUCGAGAGGCCCCACGGCCACCACCUGAGGCGAGGGAGCCGGCCGUCUAAGUCCGUGGACGUCACAGACGGGGCCGGUCACUGGCACCCAGCGGUGAGCAAGCCGGUCCUGAAGGCCUCGCUGAGCCUGAGGAAGGAGCCUCUGUUUGUGGACGCGGAGGAGGAUAUGAAGGAUGAGAUCAUCAGGCCCUGCACCUCAGCGUCGCUCUUCUCCGUGGCGGCUCCGCCUUCCUACAGCCCCGUUGCGGAUUUCUUCCCAAUCCAGUCGCCUCCGGCGGACGCUUACACAUCCUACCACCUGUCCUCUUUGGAUGAGAUCGACUUGUACACGGAGCGUGGCGUCGGGACGGGGAGGCAGACGCCGUCUCGCCCUCCGUCCAGAGAGCCCCGCGACGUGAGGGACACGUGGCUGCUCAAAGCUCACGGCAGUGUGAAGUGUCAGGGCUGCGGGUUGUGCUGCUCCUCCAUGGCGUCCUGCCAGAGAUGCGACAUGAUCCUCUGCGCCGCCUGUCACGACGUGGACCCGUCCCCAUGCUGCGGCCUCCAGGACUACCACCCCAAAUCCCCGCGGCCCCUGGACGGAUACAUCCCCGUCAAGGAGAAGCUCUCCGUCUACUCCAACACCCACUCCCACGCCCACCUCCACCCGCACCCGCUCACGCUGACCCACUCGCACUCCCACCCCCACCCCCACCCCCAGAUGGUGGAGAAACCCCUCAUGUCCACCAAGCUGUUCGCGAGCAAGUCCGUCGCCCUGACGACGCCGAAGGGGGCGUGCGACCGGCUGAGCCUGGGCGGGUCGCGGUGCGGCUUCUGCAACAAGCCGGGGGCGUCGCACACCUGCGUGAACUGCUCCAAGGUGUCAUGUGACUCGUGCAUGGGCUUGUACGCCAAGGAUAUUUGCACGCGGAAGAAUCCCCAGCACAGCUUUGUGCCCAACCAUCAGCUCAACUUCAAAUCCGGCACCAUCUCUCACCUGGUGUACCGGUGAAUCAGGCCGACGGAAUAUUUGUUUCUCCCUCCUCCCCCCCGCUGCGUAGUCUCUCUAAAGCUUCAGCUCUGCUCCCGUUUAAAGCUAUCUCCCCCUUUUAUCUGACGGGCGUUUUUUUGCUCUCUCUAACCCUCUCUCUCGAACUUUGUACAUUUUCUCUCGCUGGCGGCGGGCCCUGGAAUGCACACGCCACAGAGAGCCAUAUCGCCCGCCCAUCUCUCUGCCUUGUACAAGUUCAGGCCUUUUUUAAAAAUCUACUUCUUCUUCCUCCCCCCCCCUUGCUACCUGCUCUUGAGUAGUCAUGUGAUGUUGUAGCGCUUCCCCCUCAAUUGUUGUCCUCCUCAAAAGGGAAACCGGAGAAAAGGGAGUUUUAAUUCCUUCUCAUUCUGAAUGAAUUCCGUCCAAAUGAACAUAUAUAUAUAUAUAUAUACUUUGCCUAACUUCUCAGCUAAGAAUUCCUCUAUAUAUAUAAUAUAUAUAUACAGUAUAUAUGUGUGUAUGAGAGUGUGUGCGUGCGUGCGUGCGUGUAGAAAAGACCUCCUAGCUUGCAUUGUGACACAGGAGCUCUUUUUAAACUUGAAAAACGAUAGGGAAAAAAACAGAGAAAACAUACACUGGAAGUCAAUAAGUCAAUAGUAUAUAUAUUUUUAAUCUCUAUUCUCUAGAACAAUGUGAGACUGUUAAAUGGGCAUGAGGUCUGGCAUUGGGGCUUUUUUUCCUGGGGUUGUAAACUUGUGUCUGUGGGCGUGGGGCGGGACAUAUUGAGCCAAUGGUCAGAUGCCAUAUAUUCUAUUUAAAAAA